This is a messenger RNA of Symbiodinium necroappetens, 150 nucleotides long. NCBI's taxonomy places the organism in Eukaryota, Dinophyceae, Suessiales, Symbiodiniaceae. The record is from the annotation of a GenBank genome assembly.
GAGAUCUUGGAAGAGAUCCGCGACGUCAUCAUACAGGACGACCUGGCGAAGCAGGAACUUGAGAAGGUUCAGGGGACUCUCCUUGCAAAGCAGCACAAGGACUUGACCUUGAACUUCACCAGCUCGGGCGUGAGGCUUGGAGGUAGCUAG